AGAAAAUUCAUUGCCUGUAAAACUAUAGUGUAGUGACAAUUUGUCGUGAGAAAACGUUGAUGGAUACAAGGAUCGUAAAGUUCGCAUAAUUCGCUGCAAAAAAAGCUGUUUUAUUUUACCAAUCUUACAGAUUUGUCGUGAAGAUAUAUAAAACACAGACAAAUCUUUCAACAGAGAUAUUUUCUUAGUUAAACUAAGCCAGGCAGCUGCAACGCACUCAGUUGGGGCGAACACGAGACAUAUACUUGCAAAAGGAUUUUGGAAUUAGGCUUCGUGCCGUAGUUUCACCUUUGGUACUUUUACAGCAAUUACGCACCGACAGCAACAAGUAACAUAAUCGAGAGUCCAUCAAUGGAGGUGUACCUCAAUGAAACCGAGUCGCGUUAUUUUGGCGACUUGUUUUUAUGUUGUGACGUGGAAAAAGCUGGUAAAAUACCCAUGAUGAAGGCGAUGGAAUUAUACCAUUCAGCAAAUAUUCAAAGUGACAUAGUAAUGGAGAUUAUUGCUCUUGUCGGCAUACCUACUACUUCACUGCACAUUUCACGUGGACAGUUUUAUUCAUGUUUAAAGCUCAUUGCUGCUUACCAGGCUGGAAUGCAACUUCGGCAAGAGGUCAUUACUUCAUCUGUAUCAUUGCCUUUGCCUCGAUUCAGCUGGAGAGAUUCGCCAAGCGGCAUGGGUCCAAACACAGCAGCAAGUAUUUCCGGCGCUUACCCUUCCGUAAAUGGAUCAAAAGCAAUGCCGCCUCCACCAGUAGCUGAACGAAAAACUUCUUUACCUCACGGAUUAAAUGAUUGGAAGAUGGGCACCUCUGGAAGCAGCUCCCGACAGAAUUCUGGAAGCUUUCAACAUUUCCAAAAACAACCUGAUUCUGAAAUAAAUUCAGACAUUCCAACUACGGAUUCAGAAGUUGAUCAAAAUGAGUCAAGCUGUGGUGAUGGUGCAGGUCAUGUUGUUGACAGUGGCAGUAGCGGGCGUGAAACACACCGUCACCGUGGUUCACCAGAAGCAUGGAGUACCAACAGCGAUAGUCCCACCCCAACAAACAGUGUUGCAGAACGCCAGUGGGCCAAAGAAACAUUAUGGCAGGGCUUGUUAGGAGAUGAACAUCGGCAGCUUCUGGGCACAGAAGAAGAAUCAUCUGAUCGUCAUAGUAGUGAGGAUGAAAACGACGCUGACUUGAAUAGCGUAUACCAAAUUACGCCUGAACAACGUGAUUAUUACUAUAAACAAUUCAAAGCUGUACAACACGAUAAUAACGGAUUGCUCUCUGGUCAAAUUGCUAGAAUAUUUUUCGAGAAAUCUAGAAUUCCGGUAGAAGAGUUACGCCACAUUUGGCAACUGUGCGACGUAACUCGUGAUGGAGCAUUGAGCUUAGCUGAAUUUACUGCUGCAAUGCAUUUGGUUGUGUUGAGACGAAAUAAUAUACCUUUACCAGCAGUGCUACCAUCCUGCUUGCAUCCGAACAUCUUGCUGCAUAGUUCACAGAACGCGACUGCAAACUUACUCCUUCAAGAGCCCCCGGAAGCGGAUUUGUUGCAUUUAAAUGAUGAUGAUGAAGAAGAAAAAACUGAUAACACGGUCAUUGUUACAAAUACUACAACUCAGACUCGCGUCAAUGACAAAAACGCUAUGAAUAUAAGCACUCUGUCGUCAUCGUCACAGACGAGUGCAGGUUCCAGACAGGGGAAUCAUGGCUCAUUAACAUCUUCCUUGCCAACUCUAACAAAGCAUCGUAGUAUAUCGAAUUCACCAGUAGCUGAACCCAAUGAUACAACUCCUAAUUUGGCAGUUGCAACUACUUUAUCUAAAGUAAAAGAUAGAAAUUUAUGGGGCCCUGUGGACUUACCACCUACACAGUGGACUAAGUUCACGGAAUCCCCUACAUCUAAUGUCUCUAGUCCCGGUCCGAAACCAGUAAAUUUUGAUAUGCAACGAACAGCACAAGCGGUGGUAUCAGACCCUCAAAUCUUACAUCCUGUGGCGUUACGUGUUACCCCCGUUGGUUCAGGCCUUGCGAGUUCAGUAAUUGCUGCAGAAACUGUUAACCAAGAUACAAGCGAUUUAUCUAAUCAACAACAACAAGAUGGAAGCUCCAAGCAAGUUUCACAAAACUCUUCUAAUAUAAUGACCGCAGGUUCCAAUAAUAAUAUCAGCACCGCAAAUGUGAUAAUGCAUAAUCGAGAGCUCCUUCAGAAUAACGAUUUAAGAGCAAUACAACGUCCACAAGCAAAAAAGUUACCAGCAAAAAAUAUUGGAGCUUUGCCGCCACCACCACAAAGGGAAUCCUGCGUAGGUAAUACAGGAAGUGCUUCAGGAAUCUCAAAUACUUCUUACUCAAGUGCAAUGAUUCCCACUGUUAGUGGAGACAGCAAUGAAGUGAGUAAUAGCAGUCAACACCAGCAGACAUUACAAAAUAAAAAUGAUCCACCGCCGUUGCCACCUCCAAGGCCACACCGACAUGGUCGGAGUAGCAGUUUGGAUUUAAAUAAAUUUAAGGCAUGCGGACCUGUUAACCAACAACCCGAGAUGACAGCACAAGCAAGUUUCGACUUCCAGACUUCUACUGGUUUUGCUGAUUUUACUCAUUUUGCGGUCGUUGAUGCGAAAAACAUAUCUUCGGAACAACAGUAUUCCUUACCGCCAGGAAAAUCGACGGCUAGGGCACCAACGGCUACAGCAAUGGCUGUUAUGCCACCAACACGAUACUCCUUACAACAAACAAAUCAGCGUGUUUCGGCAUUUGAGGUGUAUCGAAAGCCAAACACGCCACACAAUUCGUUAUCACCCACAGCAAAAGAUUCUGAAUUGCAAAAGCAACCUCGUUGUCAGACACAGCGCAAUUAUGCAACUCAACCCAUACAACCGCCACCAUCCAUGCCUACGCCAUUUGGAGCUCUCGGGGCUAGUGCAAUAGCACUUCCUCCACAAUUGGUUGCAUUACCUAAUGCUGAUCUAUUCGAAAAACGGGUAAAUGACAUUAGCGAGACGUUAAGACAUGUAACAUUUAAGCAGAAUAACAGUAUGGGUGAUAUACUGCAACAUCUGCGUGAGCAAAAUAACCUUUUGUUACGUUUGUGUAAUGAUCUAAGUGAUGAAUUGCUGUCAGUACAGACACGAAAACAAGAAUUGCGAAUGAAAGUUGAAGCACUACCAUUAACUGAGACAUCCGUUAUAAGCAACAUACAACAGCAAUCGCAGCUAGGAACACGAGCUAGCUCGACCAUUUCAGCCCCAGUUACAGCAAAUAUUACCGGCGGUUCGGGAAGCUCUGGAGUGCAUGCAAAUGUAUAAGCCCAAUAUACAGCAUAUAAAAAAGAUCGAUUUGUUAUCAUCGCAUACGUAUGGCGUAUACGAAGUAUUGCACGCCAACGACUGUAUUCUUUAAUAUUGAGAAAAAGUACCAGAAGCUUUUAAAAACACGUAUUCUCAUGUUAUUGUAAGUUGCAAAUAACAUUCGCAGAGCCAAUGUUAAUAAAUUGGUUGAUGGGUCUGUACCAGUAUUCUCUUAGAAUAAACAAAUUUAGCUGUUUAAUAUAUUUUCAAAAAUUAUUUUGCCAUAAAUUCUAUGAAAAGUUAUGAUUUAAAACAUAUUUACGGUUCAAGAAAUUUUUUACCCAUCGGAUAAGAGUUAACAUGAUAGUUCACCAAAUUAUGUGCAGCUUUGAAUGCCACAUAUUUUUUUGAAUUCCAUGUCUGUAUAAAUGUGGCACAGCUCAUUUCGUGCAAUCAACGAUUAGGCAAAACUAUGGCUUUUAUUUGUUUUACAUUGGACAUCAUAGUUCAAUACAAUAUAUUUUUUUUUCGAUUUACAUCUUAUAAUUUAGUUAAUUAAAAAGUCAAACGCUUUCAUUCCAAAUUGAAAAUAUGUUAAUCGCACGCUUGCCGCGAAAAUAUCCCGAAAAACAUUUAGGUUAGAGAACGGUUAUAAACCUAUUCGAAUUCUAAUGUGUUUCUCUAAGGUAGAGGGUUAGAAGUCGAUUAGAUAAACUGUCGAUAAUUAUAGAAUUCUCUUCAAAAAUGGGACUUAGUUAUCAAUAUCGAGAAAAAGUUAGAUAUCUAAUCGUAUUCUAACCUUGAAUUCUAAUUUGUUUCUUCUAAUGUUUUUCUAAUCAUUCUCUAAUCGAAUUUUAACAUAGUUCGCUAACCUUCGAGAAAUACUAGAGAACUGGAUUAGAAUUCGAAUGUAAACCUAAAUGUUUCUCUAUCGUUAGAGACUGUGUUUGCUGGGAUUGUGCACAUUUUCAGCUUUAAUCUAUUUGAUUUACGUACUAAAUUUCUCGUAAGUCGUUUUUGUAUAUGUAGUGUUAAAGCAUGUUUUAAUAAAAAUGCAUCUUUAUUUAAGUUUUUCUGAUGAGUGCAAUUUCAAAACUUUCCAAAAUGUAACGCCAAAAGAAAUGUGUAACAAAAUUUGGAGGAUGCAGUUACUGAUUUUAUAUACCGUGAGCAAAGCCACGCUCAUUUUCCAACAUUUUGUAAAAAGUGUAUUUUAUUUUCAACGCAUAGUUUCAAAUUUUAAUUUUGGGAACAUUUUUUUUAGUAGGUUGCAUUUUCGAAAACUACCAUUAUACGGAUGGUAAGCAUGGCCUGCGUCCGAUUACCAAAAUUUUUAAUUGUCUGCAUAGUAACACCUAAAGAAAUAUGUGUGUCAAGUUUUUGAUAAUCCGGUUUAACGGAUACUGAGGUAUGCACAUUUUACCAAAAGUGGGCGGCGAACCGUCCAUUUUCUAACAUUUUAUAUUGGGUAUCGGAACUUUUUACGGAGUUAUGGUGUACGGACGGACACAGUCAAUAGAUUUAUCUUUUUAUCCUGAGCAUUUUGAUAUGUAUACACAUACAUAUCAUCGUUUAAAGUACAAAACCGCGUAUCGUCGUAACUGACA
This is a messenger RNA of Rhagoletis zephyria (snowberry fruit fly), 4883 nucleotides long. RefSeq names its product RALBP1 associated Eps domain containing (gene Reps). The record is from RefSeq and is a predicted model, not a curated record. Gene Ontology annotation, biological process: endocytosis; endosomal transport. Gene Ontology annotation, cellular component: cytoplasm; plasma membrane. Lineage: Eukaryota; Metazoa; Arthropoda; Insecta; Diptera; Tephritidae. Gene Ontology annotation, molecular function: calcium ion binding; protein binding.